AUGGCCCUCACCGCCCACGAUGCCGCCGACAGGGACCAGACUGUCUUCCACGUCCUCCUCCGCUCUUUUGCCAUGAUCAUCUUCUCUGAAAUCGGCGACAAGACCUUCCUCAUCGCCGCCAUCCUCGCCAUGCGUCACCCCCGCCUCCUCGUCUUUGCUGGCGCACUCGCCUCCCUCGUCCUCAUGUCCUUCCUCUCCGCCGAGCUUGGCAACCUCCUCCCCACCCUCCUCCCCAAAAAGUGGACCCAGGCCAGCGCCGCCCUCCUCUUCUUCGUCUUUGGCGCAAAAAUGCUCCAAGAGAGCCGCGCCAUGCGCCCGGACAAGAUCCAGGAGGAGAUGAAGGAGGCCGAGGAGGACAUCGAGGGCGACGAUGCCGCCAACGACAGCCCCGGCGCCGCGCUCGCCCGCGGAGACGCCGUGAUACCCCUCGAGGAGAUCGAGGAGGGCGGCCGCGCACCCGCGCACCCGCGCAGGAGCCCCAGCGCGUCGGGGGCGAGGCCCCCGCGCGCGUAUUCGUCCACGCGCCGGCGUGCGGACGCAGUGCGGAACUUCUUCAGCCUCUUCCUCGGCCCCGUCUUCGUGCAGUCGUUCGUGCUCACCUUCCUCGGCGAGUGGGGCGACCGCAGCCAGAUCUCCACCAUCGCCCUGGCCGCCGCACACAACGUCUAUGUCGUCGCCUUUGGGACGAUCAUAGGGCACUCGUGCUGUACGGCGCUCGCCGUCAUCGGCGGACGGUACGUCUCCACCAAAAUCUCUGUGAAACACGUGACCCUAGCGGGAAGUCUGCUGUUCCUCGCGUUUGGGAUGAUAUACCUUUACGAGGCGUUCCUUGCUAUAGACACCGAGACCGCAGACUUUGAUCCCCUGAAUAGAUGA
This is a messenger RNA of Fibroporia radiculosa, 876 nucleotides long. RefSeq lists its product as uncharacterized. Gene Ontology annotation, molecular function: manganese ion transmembrane transporter activity; calcium ion transmembrane transporter activity. Gene Ontology annotation, biological process: manganese ion transmembrane transport; Golgi calcium ion homeostasis; calcium ion transmembrane transport. The record is from RefSeq and is a predicted model, not a curated record. The transcript has 3 exons. Gene Ontology annotation, cellular component: fungal-type vacuole membrane; Golgi apparatus. Lineage: Eukaryota; Fungi; Basidiomycota; Agaricomycetes; Polyporales; Fibroporiaceae. Bases 1 to 876 code for a protein of 291 amino acids.